AUGGAAAGUACAAAUAACUAGAAUCAGACACUUGAUACCUCUUAUCAUCAACAUCAUGAUCCCAUUCUGCAAAGACUUGAGAAUCUAAGAUCCUCCUCAAACUUCAUAAAGGAAGAAAUAGUUGUAAGAGAUGACUUAAAGGUCAAUGUAUUUGUGAAUCACUAUAAGUAUAACUAGCAAGGAUAGCCAAUUUAUGAUAAUAACCAUUCAACAAAGGCUUCUGAUAAGUAUGAAAAGACUCUGAGUGACAUUUCAUCAGACGAAGAAGAAGAUAAAAACGACGAAGAGAACGACGAUGAUGAACAAGACACUCAAAUUACGAAUAAAUAUGUGGUAGAUCUUAUAGCUGAAUUCAAAGAUAGAGCUGAAGACUUAGUCCUUCAUUGGGGUGUAGGAAAAAAGUAGGUAUGUGAAUGGAUAGCUGCAGACGACAAAUUUUUACCUCCAGAGACUAAAAAGUGGGGAGAUGGAAAAGCUGUCUAAACUAAGUUUAUGGUUGAUUCCACUACCCCUGAUCUGAGAUAGAUCCAUAUGGACUUUGCUUGGAUACAAGAUAUUGAACCAGCGAUUAAAUCUAUUAGCUAUGUGCUACUUGAGCAAAAGAAAAAUAGGUGGUAUAAUAAUGGUGGCAAGGAUUAUCACAUAAAAUUUGAAAUAGAGCCGGAGAAUCACCCACAUAAGCAUAAGAACCUACCCCCUGGAAAGAUAGGGGAUGUUGUGGCUGAAAUUAUUUAAUGCGAAGUUGAAUACGGAUCAUGGACCUUAAUGCAUAGAUAUGGAAGAUGCAAAGAUAUGUUGAGAGACAGAAUCGAUUAAGACAAUAGAGAUCAUGUUUUCACUAAAUAGCUUACAUGGUAGAAAAGUUAUAAUACAAAGCCAAAAGAUCUAUAAGGGGCUUAAUUAUCUCUCACAGACGAAAUAGUAAACUAAUUCGUCAGAACUGCAAAUAAAAACAGAAAUUAAUUCUUAACUUCAGCUGAUUUAUUGAGAUCCAUGCUUUCAAUGAUCGGUAAGGGUGCUGGCAAUGGUUAAAGAGUAAGAGAUGAGAUCCUACACAUUAUGCAUGCUCAUAAAAUUUCAGAAUCUGCAGGCCAUUUUUAUGAAUAAUGGCAUUAGAAACUUCAUAAUAAUACUACUCCAGAUGAUAUUUAUAUCUGCGAAGCAUUACUAGCAUACCUUAAGACUGGAGGCUAGAUGAGUGAAUACUGGAAAGUAUUAACUGCUAAUGGAAUAAGCAAGGAAAGACUUGCUUCCUAUGAGAGAAAAAUUACUACCGAGCCUUGGUAUAAGCCGGAAGCAAUAGGUUCAUUUGAGGAGUAUCUCAAGAUACUUAAACAAAUGCAUUCAUCAGGUGAUCUAGAAAUCUUAAGUAACGAAGCUAAAUAGCACCUAGGAAAUGAUACAAAGGGCAUGAUUGAUGAUGUAAUGAGAAAUUAUGGGGAUUUCGACACUUUGAGAUAAAUGGAAAGAGUGUCAAGUUUAAGAUAUAAUCUCAAUCAAAAUCAUAUGACUUUUAACAAUCAAAGAAAGCUUAAGGAUAUAAUUUUCCUUGACUUAGCAUUAGAAGGCUAUUUAAGAUAACUUACAGAAAAAAUCAUUCAUAUUGAACUACCUUUUGAUCAAUACAUAAGAGAAGCAGCCAUUAUUCUAAGUAAUCUUGUACUUUCAUAUCAAUGGGAAGAAUUAUCUGUAUGCAAAGAAGAUUGGGAUAAAUUGGUCCAGCCAAACUGCAAAAGUAUGAAUGAAGACAACGCUCGUAAACUUAAAUCAGUUGUUGAUAGAGUAAAAUAAAGUCUAGGAGAAGUCAAUGAUCAAUACACAGCAUUAAUUCAAAGCAAGGCUGAAACAUUGGGCAAAGAAUUCAACAUUGAUCAGUACGCCUAUAAGAUUUUUGCUGAGGAGUUAAUUAGAGGAACUUUAUUCUUCAGCUUGUCAAUGAUCUUAAAGAAAAUUGACCCGCACAUUAGAAACUGCGCUCAUUUAGGUGACUGGCUCAUAAUAAGUUAGGGAAGGUCACAUGGAAGCAGAGGAUAUGUUGAAAAAGUAAAGCACUUAGAAGAGGUAAUGCAUCACUCAUAUUAAAAAAGAACCAUCCUUUUAUGUGAAAAGAUCAGUGGGGAAGAAGAGGUGCCAGACAAUGUUCAAGCUAUUGUACUAGUAGAUGGUACUGAUUACCCCGAUGUGUUGGCUCACGUGAGUGUUAGAGCUAGAAAUCUUAAGGUUAUGUUUAGUGUUUGCUUUGAUGACAAUAAAAUCAAAGAACUAAACAACUUGGUUGGAAAGCAUAUUUUUAUGACUUCAGAGAAUCAUAAUGUAAGAUUCUAGGAACAAAAUCCUAAUACACCAAUCACAAGAAGAGCUUCAAGUUCUUUAAUUCUAUAAACGAUUAUUGAUAACGCUAAAAACGUCAAGGCUCCAAAUGAUUUCCCUAAAUCAUUCCUCCAGUUGAAUGAGUUCACAUCAGAGCAUAUGGGAGCAAAGUCAAAUAAUAUCAAAGUUUUAAGAGAUAGUUUAGAUAAAUGGAUAGAAUUGCCACAAAGUGGUUGUAUUCCUUUCAAAAUGAUGGAAUACACACUUGGGUUACACCCAGAGAUACAACAAGAAAUAGAUACACUCAUCGAUAGACUCAAUGGCUGUAAGAGUGUGAAUAAAAUGAACAGAAUCCUAAUGAGAUGCAAAGAUUUGGUAACUAAACUUGAAUUCAAUGCAACUGACUCAAAUCAUGCUUACUUAAAAUAAGAAUUACUUGCUUUUGGUAUUCCAGCUAAUGAUUUUAACAUUGCUUGGAAAACUAUCAAAAUGGUCUGGGCCAGCAAGUUUAACGAGAGAGCAUUCUUAGCAACCAAGAAAAUAGGAGUAACUCUUCAUUCAGUAUAUAUGGCUGUGCUUGUAUAGAAGGUCGUUCCAGCUGAGUAUGCUUAUGUAAUCCAUACUUCUAACCCAACCAACGGAGAAGAUUCAGAGAUCUAUGUUGAAAGUUGCCUCGGAAUGGGUGAAGCUUUAGUCAGCAAGAUGCCUGGUUAGGCUUUUAGUUUUACCUACAAUAAAGGUACUCAAUAAUCAUAAGUAAAUGCUUAUCCAAAUAAGCCUAUUGGUAUUAAAGCGAAUGGCUAUAUCUUUAGAAGUGAUUCAAACAGCGAAGAUCUACCUGGCUUUGCUGGUGCUGGUCUUUUUGAUUCUUACCCGAUGAUGGGAACUUCUGAGUUUAGAAUAAAGUAUAACUAAGAAAAACUGAUCAAUGACAAGCAGUUUAGAGAGAAUUUCAUGAGUAAUGUUGGAAGAAUAGGUAUGAUAAUUGAAAAUAUCUACUAGGAGAGUCAAGACAUUGAAGGAGCGUACUUUGAUGGAAAAUAUCAUGUUGUCCAAACCAGACCUCAAGUCUGA
Molecule: messenger RNA, 3384 nt
Organism: Stylonychia lemnae
Lineage: Eukaryota; Ciliophora; Spirotrichea; Sporadotrichida; Oxytrichidae
Source: the annotation of a GenBank genome assembly